AUUGAUAGAAUUUAAAAAAUAUAAAGCUUAUUUGAUCUACGCUUUGACUAUAUACUGGAGUUAAUGCUCGAUAACUCCUGAACCAGUGGAUUUCUUUUCUUAAAAUUUACAUUUUUGAAUUUAGAAUUCUGCUAUGUAAAAAGAUCCUCAAAGUAAACGUCGCAUUCAUUAAUGCAUGCGUUUAUCCUUUUGAGACAGCGUUCCCUAUUUAUUAAUAGACAAGGGAAUGUUUUCACUACGCAUCAUUCUUCAAUAUAACAUUCCCAGCUAGUUUGUUACAGCGUACAAAUAAUUUACAAGUCCCAUUUUACUAAGCGUAGAUCAAUGAUGACACGCAAGGAUUAUAAUUGAGCAUGAUUCACAGGACACCGAAUGGUUGUCAUGACAGCGAAUUGUAAACUUUUUCUAUAGAUACACAUGUAUUGUAGUUUGUGUAUCAAGAAAUCCUUUGAUGAGAGAAUAAGAUAUAAGCAUGGCCAUGAAUAACAAUAUAGACACAAUUUUGAGCGAGUUAGGGUGGAAUGAUGGAUUUCGAAUACCAAUAGCGAAUGAGGAGAACCGAAAACUGGAGGAAGAAGUAAUAGUCACUCGUAUUGAUUUGGUUUUCCUUUGAAAUUAUUGAGAGGAAAAUGAAGCUGAAAAAGAGUUUAAGUGCAAAACUGGAGUCUACGGAAGAACGACUGAGAAUGAUGAAGAACCGUAUUUCGAAUUUGAAAGUGGAGCGAGAUAUAAAUCAGAAACUCUUAACUACUCAUUCGACUCAACUUGAAACAGAGAAUCAUCAUUAUAGACUCAGUUGCAACACCGAAACGAGCCUACGUCGAGAGGCGCAAGAUUUCCAAAAGGAAUGGAAGAAAGUUAACGAGGCAGUAUCUGGGGUCAUGAAAGAAUUGGAGAAACUGACUAAAAAGAUAGAAUCCUCUAAAAAAGUGGUUGAAUACGACGAACAGAGUCUACGCGAGUUGGAGGAAAAGUUAAACCAAAACGAGAACAAUAAUCAAUUGAUCGAGCAAUACAUGAAAGAGGAUGCGAAGGAGUAUAAGGAACUGGAGCUACGAAGACAGAAACUUAGCACAGAGUUGCAGACUUAUCAAGAGGCAAUUAUUAAGAGAACUAACGAAGCGAAAGAAAUGGAAAUUAUCCUUGAUAGAACGAGUAGAUUGUACGACCAAGCAUUAGCAGAUUAUCGACAAAUGUUCAAUCAAUGGAAGGAGAGCGUAAUCAUGUUGCAGCAAAGAAAUAAUGAUAUCAAAAGUGUUCUUCGAAAUACUGAAACAUUGCGAGAGACUUUAGAAAAUGAGAAAAGCGUACUGGAGGAAUCAGAAAACUUUUUAAAGGAGCAAACCGAGAAUAACAAACAAGCGGAACAAUCGAUUAAAGUGUUGGAGAAGAAGCUUUUCGACAUGAGAGAGGAACAAUGCAAACUGAAGGAAACGUUUGAUGUGUACGAAAACCAGCUUGCGAUACAGAAGAACGUUGCAAAAGAGUUGACUGAACGUGUGGAACAAGUGCGAGUUGACACAAAACGGAAAGAGACAGAAACACGGAUCAAGUAUGCGAAAAUAGAGAAGCUAGAGAAACAAGUGAUCGAAUUAACUGGAAAGUUGGAAGCCAUCGAUAGUCAAAAGUUGAAUAUCGAAGAGAAGGCGAAGGAACUGGAAAGCAUAAUUGAGGAACACGAGAAGAAGAAAGUAGCGUUGAUCAAGGAAGUCAAUCAACUCCAAGCUGCGAACUUACAUAUCACAAAUGAAGCAAAGCAACUAGAGAACGAGAGCAAAGUUUUGAAGACGCAGUACGAAAACGAAUGUAAAAAGUCGGAACAUUUGGAUAAAUUGUACGCCAAGCAUGAGAAAGAGUUGGAGGAAAAGAAACAACGAUUGUACCAAGUGGAAUUCGAGGUGCAAAAGGCUGAAAUGAAAUUGGACAGAUUGAGAGGGCACGAGCAGGACAAGGGUGAAGCAGAAAGGAAACAGCAAAAGAUAGAGGAGCUGCAGAGCACUUUAAACGAAAAAAUGGACAUGUCAAAGUUAUUGCAAAAACAAAUUGCAAGCUUAGAGUACGACAUGAGAAAAAUAUCGAACAGCAUGGCAAGCAACAAGAAUCAAUUAGAGUAUUUAAGAAACAAAAGGCAAGAUCUAGUUCUUCUCAUGGAUGCAGGAGAGAAACGACUCAAGUCUGCCCAAAAUCGUUUCGAAGAGAAACAAGUGGAAGAAAGUAUCUUACGACUCAAGGUUUCGCAGAUGGAAAAGAUGGUUUCUAAUCUUGGGGAUAAUGUUUAUGAUUUGAAAAGAUAUCGGCUAGAAUUGGAAGCUGCGAUACGGGAACGCAAGGCUGAGAUCUCCGUGCAGAAGGAUUCCCUUGUAGUUCAGAAAAGGGUUGCUGCCAACGAAUGCUCGGAGUUAAGAAACGCUAUUUCGGAAAGGAAAAUACGAAUCAAACAAUUGCAGACAAGAUACGAAAACGGGGCAGCUAUAUUAGGCACCAAAGAGGACGGCACGCCCAUAAAUACGACCCAUUUGAAGAUCCAGAAUGCGCAGGAGAGGUACCUUUUGCAAGAACAAGGUGACAAACUGGAUGAAACGAUCAGGAAAGCGGAGCACGAGAUACAAGCCAUGGAAAAUACGCUACGGUUGAUAAAUGUCUGCAACGACAAAUACAAGACGACAUUAACAGAGGAUGAACAAGAUAAAGAUAAAGUAGAAGAACACAGGAAAUUGGACCGAGAGCUACAGAAUGCGAGACAGAGUCUAAAAGAAAAACAGGAUGAAUUCCGAUCCUUAACGAACGAUUUACAGAGAAUGCAAAACGAUUACGCCCAAAUUCUUAAAGAUAUAGACGAGGCUCGAGAAACGAAAGAAAAUAAAGAUCAAUAUUUAACGGAGCUGAAACAGCAAAUCCACGACCAGGAAGAAAAGAUAUCGAGAGCUGACAAAAAUUUGAGAAACGCUCAGAAAGAUAUUCAACAAAUGUUUUUAACUACGGGAAACGAAACGGUAUUGAUACAAGAGAAAGAAGUAGAACUACGGGAAAUCCAAGAACAAAAUUCCAUCGUCUUGCAAGACAUCGCAGAAUUUACAAUUAAUCACGUGGAAGCUGAAGCUUACAUAAAAAAGCUUCUGGCAGCUAAAAACAUAGAGCUACCUCCCGUUCCGUUACCCGAUCAAUCGCCAACGUCCAGUCAAUGUCCCAGUACUAAACGCUCGGUGGAUCAUUUGCCAAAGACGUAUCGCAAGACCGUCGCGGUAACGUCCAGAGAAAGUAUCGGAAAUAUCGUCAACAUAGAACCUGAAUUUCAAAGUAAGCCCACAAUUACGCGCGAUAGUUUAGUUAAUUGCAACACGCUCGUACGACUUUUACUUUUGUUUCAGCGAUCUCGACGAAGGCUUCGGUGAGAAGUAUCGUCAGACAUGAACAAAAGUCUGUAAAAGUACAGAAAUAACUACAAGUUUUUAAAAAGUUUUUUCAUUUUCAAUGGAAUUCUUAUUAAGACUUUGAUAAAUAGUCGAAGAGUAAAUACUGUUCUUGUGAUACCAAAGAGGAAGUAAAAGUUAACAAUAUCUAGUGGAUGGUAA
This is a messenger RNA of Hylaeus volcanicus, 3572 nucleotides long. Its product is annotated as coiled-coil domain-containing protein 39-like. Lineage: Eukaryota; Metazoa; Arthropoda; Insecta; Hymenoptera; Colletidae. The transcript is spliced from 9 exons. Gene Ontology annotation, cellular component: axoneme. Gene Ontology annotation, biological process: inner dynein arm assembly; cilium-dependent cell motility; cilium movement. The record is from RefSeq and is a predicted model, not a curated record. The coding region runs from base 630 to 3392 and encodes 920 amino acids.